This is a messenger RNA of Prosopis cineraria, 903 nucleotides long. Its product is annotated as putative kinase-like protein TMKL1. Lineage: Eukaryota; Viridiplantae; Streptophyta; Magnoliopsida; Fabales; Fabaceae. Gene Ontology annotation, cellular component: plasma membrane. The record is from RefSeq and is a predicted model, not a curated record. Gene Ontology annotation, biological process: hormone-mediated signaling pathway. The transcript has 2 exons. The coding region runs from base 1 to 903 and encodes 300 amino acids. Gene Ontology annotation, molecular function: protein binding.
AUGCUAGACGUGAAGCUUACUAAUAAUCAACACUCUGUCAACUUUCCCCAAAAAGAGUGUCUUUCCGCCUUGGAAAAAGACAUCGCGCCCACUGCUACCUUUCCCCUCUGCUUCUUCACUUCAUUCAUGGCGGUGACGAAGCUUCUCUCUCUCUACAUUUUCAGGUUUUAUCUUGUUAUUCUGCAGCUACCUCACAACAACUCCAGUGCCGUUGCAGCCUCUUUGCCGCCUUCUUCGGAUGUCGAGCUUCUCUUGGGUAAAAUCAGAGCGGCCCUUCAAGACCUCUUUGCCAUGGGAGGACUCAAAGGGUUUCCCUCUAAUGGCUCUCCCCUGUCAUGCAAUGACUUGUCUUCACACAAGGGACAAUCAUUCGCUUUUCAGAGACCCCUCUUUACAUCUACUCGCUCUUCAGCUUCCUUCUGCGAAUCUCUCUGGUUCGCUUCCGAGGGAGCUUUCAGAGUUCCUAUGCUUCAGAGUCUCUACCUGGAACAUCAAUUCGUUGAAAGGGACAAUCCUAUUGAGCUUGGGUGGUAUAGUUUCCUCACUUACGAUGUCGUUUGGGAUGACAAUAUGUUGAGUGGAGCUUUACCACCGUCGAUCUGGAAUUUGUGUGAUAAGCUCGUUUCGCUUAGACUCCAUGGCAACAUGUUUGCGGGUCUCUUCCUGAACCGGCAUUGCCCGAAUCUUCCUUGCAAGAAUCUGCAAUUUCUUGAUUUGGGUAAUAACAAGUUUUCUGGGGUUUUCCCUGAAUUCAUCACACGUUUUGGGGGGCUGAAACAGCUUGACUUGGGGAAUAAUAUGUUUACGGGUUCAAUUCCUCAGAGCUUAGCUGGGUUAAUUAGACUUGAGAAACGGAAUCUUUCUCACAACAAUUUUAGUGGGGUUUUGACCUACUUUUGGUGA